CUGCGUCGGUUGCGGUCGUUCAGAACGGACUAGUUGAACCAGGCACUACACGUCGGAGGCCGUCCUCCGAGUUUUUGGGCACAGCCACCUCCAGAGGGCCCUUGGUACCAUGUCCAGAACGACCAGCCAUGGAAGCCUGCGGCGAUGCGUUGUUUUGGCUUUGCUGGCGGGAACUUCCAGGUACUUCUUGCAGUGGAAUUUCGCGGUCGCACCAGCUAUGCGCAGCGAGAGCGCAGGUACAGCCGUAGAGGAGAAGCCCAGGUCAAAAAGGAAGACUGAGGAGGAGGAGUUCAAAGACCGGCUGAAGGAGAUGAAUAUCACCCUGGAAGAAUCCACUGGUGAUCCCUUUGACAUCGUGCCCGGAACUACUCACGGUCUGCCCUACGUGACCUGCUUCGUUGAAUACACAGACAGGAGUCAACGUGAUGAGUACGGUACAGUGGAGGCGAAGGAUGUGUUGGAAGAGUGGGUGAUGAGAGGUGACGACCACACGGUCGGAAGCUUCACCUCUUGGCGACAGAGCCAGGCGAGCACCGCAUCACUUCAAUGCGUACAGACGAGCUCGCAGUCCUUAGAUGACACCACCUGCAUUGAGUGCGUCUCAGCCUCCAACGCCUUCGCUAUGGGUGAUGUGCCGGGCGGAAUCGUAGGCACCGUCCAUGAAAGCUCUGUUAUGACCUUCAGUGGUUUGGGCUUGCACAGCUGUCUUUCUUCGACCUUUGGGCGCCCAGGCUUUUGCAAGUCUGGCAUCCUCUCGGUCCCACACUGAGUGCACAGUCCGCCAGUUCCCUUUGCGCACCGACGGCGUGAACAAUUCCGGUGGAUCCCAGUGCAGCGUCGGCCGAGG
This is a messenger RNA of Cladocopium goreaui, 847 nucleotides long. The record is from the annotation of a GenBank genome assembly. NCBI's taxonomy places the organism in Eukaryota, Dinophyceae, Suessiales, Symbiodiniaceae.